AUGAAGAUGAGACGCCAUAAGCUCUUUCUGACUCUCUGCAUGGCUGGUCUCUGCCUCAUCUCCUUCUUGCACUUCCUCAAGGCCCUUUCCUAUGUCACCUUCCCCCGGGAGCUGGCUUCGCUUAGUCCCAACCUCGUCUCCAGCUUCUUCUGGAACAAUGCCCCCGUCACACCUCAGGUCAGCCCUGAGCCUGGGGGUACCGAGUUCCUCCGCACACCCCUGUACUCCCAUUCCCCCUUGCUCCAGCCCCUGCCUCCCAGCAGAACCAGCGAAGAGCUGCACAAAGUUGAGUUUGUGCUGCCGGAAGACACAACAGAAUACUUUGUCCGUACCAAAGCUGGCGGCAUUUGCUUUAAACCAGGCACCAAGGUGUUGGAGAAGCCACCUGUGGGAGGGCGGCCAGAGGAGCGAGCGGAUGGUGCAGCCUCGGGGCGGCUGGCUCGCAAGCCCCUGAGUGCCAGUGGGACCAAACGACGCAAGUGGGUGGAGUGCGUGUGCUUGCCAGGCUGGCAUGGCCCCAGCUGCGGGGUCCCCACUGUGGUCCAGUACUCCAACCUGCCCACCAAGGACCGCCUCAUGCCACGGGAGAUCCCCCGGCGGGUCAUCAAUGCUAUCAAUGUCAACCAUGAGUUUGACUUGCUGGAUGUCCGCUUCCACGAGCUGGGAGACGUGGUGGAUGCCUUUGUGGUGUGUGAGUCAAACUUCACAGCCUAUGGAGAACCACGGCCCCUCAAAUUCCGUGAGAUGCUCCUUAACGGCUCCUUUGACUACAUCCGCCACAAGGUGCUCUACGUCUUCCUGGACCACUUCCCCCCAGGUGGCCGCCAGGACGGCUGGAUUGCUGACGAUUACCUGCGCACCUUUCUCACCCGGGAUGGCAUCUCCCGCCUCCGCAACCUGCGCCCAGAUGAUGUCUUCAUCAUUGAUGAUGCUGAUGAGAUCCCGGCCCGUGAUGGUGUGCUCUUCCUCAAGCUCUACGAUGGCUGGACGGAGCCCUUCGCCUUUCACAUGCGCAAGUCGCUCUACGGCUUCUUCUGGAAGCAACCAGGCACCUUGGAAGUGGUCUCGGGCUGCACCAUGGGGAUGCUCCAGGCUGUCUAUGCUACUGACGGGAUCCGUCUGCGACGCCGUGAAUACUAUACCAUGCCUGGCUUUCGGCAGUAUGAGAACAGCACAGGACACAUCCUGGUGCAGUGGUCACUGGGCAGCCCCCUCCACUUUGCUGGCUGGCACUGCUCCUGGUGUUUCACCCCAGAGGGGAUCUACUUCAAACUGGUGUCAGCCCAGAAUGGGGACUUCCCUCGCUGGGGUGACUAUGAGGAUAAACGAGACCUCAAUUAUAUCCGGGAGCUGAUCCGGACUGGUGGCUGGUUUGAUGGUACAACGCAGGAGUAUCCCCCCGCUGACCCCAAGGAGCAGAUGUAUGCUCCCAAGUACCUGCUUAAGAACUACCAGCGGUUCCGCUACUUGUUGGAGAACCCCUACCGAAAAGUGGAGGGCGCUGGGUGACGCCACCAGAGUUCACCUGGGAAAUCAAGAUCUCACAACAAAGGGAAAGAAUCGGAUGUUUUCAU
Charadrius vociferus (killdeer) is the source of this 1574-nucleotide messenger RNA. It is a transcript of the gene MGAT3, whose product is annotated as mannosyl (beta-1,4-)-glycoprotein beta-1,4-N-acetylglucosaminyltransferase. Gene Ontology annotation, molecular function: beta-1,4-mannosylglycoprotein 4-beta-N-acetylglucosaminyltransferase activity. The transcript has a single exon. NCBI's taxonomy places the organism in Eukaryota, Metazoa, Chordata, Aves, Charadriiformes, Charadriidae. Gene Ontology annotation, biological process: N-acetylglucosamine metabolic process; protein N-linked glycosylation. Gene Ontology annotation, cellular component: membrane. Bases 1 to 1509 code for a protein of 502 amino acids. The record is from RefSeq and is a predicted model, not a curated record.